This is a messenger RNA of Exophiala viscosa, 3144 nucleotides long. RefSeq lists its product as uncharacterized. Gene Ontology annotation, molecular function: protein dimerization activity. Gene Ontology annotation, biological process: positive regulation of transcription by RNA polymerase II; SREBP signaling pathway. The transcript has a single exon. The coding region runs from base 223 to 2862 and encodes 879 amino acids. Lineage: Eukaryota; Fungi; Ascomycota; Eurotiomycetes; Chaetothyriales; Herpotrichiellaceae. The record is from RefSeq and is a predicted model, not a curated record.
UGCAUGUCACCAGCCAAUCCCAUGGCCCGCUAGAACCACGAAACGAAGGGUGCACUUCGCAUUCGAUGUCCAACUUCUUUAUCAACGCCUCUACACUAUCCAGGCUACCCUAUAAACCAGCACUCCUCAAAUACUGCUCGAUCGUCCGAGCCACAGUCGAGCCCUAGUUUCUAGGACUAUGAGAUUCAACUCUCGUGGCGUUGAAGACUUGCACCACUCGCCAUGGAGGCGCGACUUGAAAUCGAUUCAGCUGGCCGCGAAUUCGAUCAAUGGCUCGACUGGAAUGGUUCUGUCAACAACUCAUCUAGAGGUCCUGUCGAUGAAAGGGCGACCAUUGCCCCGGAAAACAUCUCUCACCUUCCUAUUUCUCCAUCCUCGAGUACCAACGGCGACGUUCAUCUUUCCCUCCUGAAAACCGACCUCCUCACCGCCCCUUCACAACAUGAACUAUUGACACCCCGGCAUAGUUCGGGUUCUCCGGAUUCGCGAUCUAGCAUGGAGAUGAGACUGAGCGGAGACACCUUACGAGAAGCAGUCCCUUCCAUCGAGCGGCCAAUGUUGAAGCGAAAGUUGUCGCCCUCUGAUGUGCCGAUUACGGACUCUCGUUACGACGCACCCACUCCAGCUGCGAAGAAACGGCCACACAACAUAAUCGAGAAGAGAUAUCGCGCAAAUUUGAAUGACAAAAUUGCAGAGUUGCGGGACAGCGUGCCCAGUUUGCGUACUACCAAGAAGUCAAAGACUAAGGACUCGGUCAAGGAGGACUCGGAUGAGCAGGACCUGGACGGCCUAUCUCCCAGCAAUAAACUCAACAAAGCUUCUAUUUUGACCAAAGCUGUUGAAUACAUUCGACACCUCGAAUUUCGCACCAAGCGACUUGAGGAAGAAAACAAAUCACUCAAAGAACGGCUGGAAACUCUCGAUAAAGUCAUUGCUCAAGGUGGCCAUGACGCCCAAAGAGCUGCCGCCUUCACCAGCGACACGGUCAUAGAGCAGACUCCUUCUGACUCGCAUCCCACAUCUCCAUCUUCAGACUCCAAGCAAACUUCCUCAAAUCCACCACAGGGUUUGAUUUCCCUGCCAGACAGCUGGCGACGACUACGACAGAACCAGUCACAAGAACACUAUGGCCAUAUUUAUGACACCCCAUCAAACCGUUCCAAGUUGUUGAAGGGGAAAUGGCCAACUCGAGUAAUGCUAGGUUCGCUGGCAGGUCUCAUGAUCAUCGACGGACUCAACGAAAGCGAUACAGGCACAGAGUCACGAGAGAAAGGUCUAUUUGGCAUCCCUCUCGAGCUCCUCGACGGUUGGCAAUUUCUACAGUCACCAAAAGUCUACUUGGCAGCCUUCAGUCAAUUUUGUCAAGCGGGUGGCGUUUUCCCUUUGAUCAAGGGCUUCGUCGCACUCACAAUUGUUGCCUUCCUCGUGUUCUCAUAUCUAUUCAACUCGAAACCUGGGUUCAAGCAGGAUAUCGAGGAGGCUGGUCCGAUCUCACAGGCCCCAGCACCGGCAUCCCCCAUCGAGGUCAGACGCCGAGCUUGGAGCACUAGCAUGCAGGAGCUGCGACUUCCUCAUCACAGCUUCUUCCCGGAAUGGCUUGCCCUUACUUCCGAGUGGCUCAAGUAUACUGUCGGCUGCCUAUUCGGACCUCGAGCCUACGCUUGGUUGACCGGGCGUACCGCCGAAGAUGACGUGGCUCGGAUCAAAGCUUGGGAUAUUGCCAUUGAUGCCCAAUUGGCCGGUGGGGAUGUCGAAGUCAGCCGCAGCAGAGUUGUCCUAACGAUUUUUGGUUCAGGCACUCUACCCAGUACGCCUUUGCGGUUGAUGCUCAAAGCACUUCAUUGUCGGGUUCUCUUGUGGAACGUGGGCUCAUUCGGCACGGCCGUUUCCAGAGUGGCUAACCGGGUUGGGAAAUUCCUGGCUUGCCGGCAAUGGAGUAGAGCCAAGGAGACACACGAUAAUCUGCCCCUGCAUCAUACCGAUCGGCUGCCAACAUAUCUUUCGGAAAUGCUGGAAAUGCCGUGCGACGAUGUUGUCUUGGAUACGGUUUGCCAAAGAGCUUACAAUUUGAUGUAUGACCGGCCAACCCAGGAAAAUGCUUCCAAUGCAUUGAUGGAUGUGGUUGUGGAAGAUCAUGCCGUCCGGUCACCUCUAGAUGCGAUCGCUGCUUGGAGGUCCACAUAUUCUCUGACACGGGCUGUCGAAUUGUCCCUCCAGGACACGGAGCCCGAGUCCCUGCAGCAACACCUCUCAUGUGCGGUCAGACUUGCCCCACCCGGUUCAGCCGUCGAGUUACGUGCUCUGGCGGCAAGCUCGGUGUUCAGCAGCACCCUCCGAAGCGCCUGUUUCCCGCGUGCAUCAAAAGCGAUGGAGGCCGCGUUAUCGCCAACCCCAGCCGCUACGAUGCAGCCCCCUUAUUUCAUCGAUUCUUCGACACCGGUCUCGGCCAGAACCGACAUCUUGAAUUGCUUGCAUUGUGCCAAAACUCUGCAGAUCUUGGAAUGCGAACGUGACGAGGACAAAGCUGUAGCUUACUUUUGUUCGAGAAAUGUCGACACCACAAACGCUAACUUGUUGUCGAAAGCCGCCGUGGCUUGCGUCCUGCGGCGACUACCUGCCAUCACUAGUUCAGCUUCUGCUGACCGAGAAGAGGUCCGAAUCCUACCACGCGAUUUCGGUCAAGAAGCUGACUCGUUGCCGCAACGCAGCAUGGAGAAGUCGUCGAGAAGGUAUAGCACCUUAAGUAACGAUACUGGCUAUGAAAGCCAGGAUGAUCUCACGUCCUCGGGGGGUUUAGAUCGGGACGUUCGUUUGAAUGGACAUGAAACGUUGGCGCUGGCGUCAGAUGAGUUUGUUGUCUGAACAUGUAUAUAUCUUAUGUCCGAUACGAGGAUGCCUAUAGUUGGGCGGUGUUCUGGUCACAUACAGAACCAUUGUGCAGCAAUGUACUGAUCAGCAUGACCACAGAUAAGUCUAAGACUCUAAUGCCAUAUAUGUCAGUGGUUAUACUUGCAAGAAUACCUGUAGUUCAUACUGCUCCCAUUCAGGAGAGUUGAGUUGUAUCUAAAUGUCUUCAAAUGACGUCGAAUUUCAUGCCAUAGUGUGAUAUGACUUCAUUCUUCUUCAUUCGACUUCCACCUUCAA